ACCCGGCUCACUCAAUGUCAUUUUCAAGCUUGAACGUACUAAAGAGGGAAUGUACAGCGUUUGAAACAUGCAUUUCUUUCAAAGAAACUGUUGAAAAUCUUCUUUUGUGCGAGCAUGGGAGACAAAAGGUCUGACAAGACAAUUUGGGACUUGGCGAUAGAGGAGAGGGAUUAUUUACUUAAUGAAGCUAAAAAGAAAGGAACUCAAGAGUCUUCCCCUCAUGGGGAAGAAGCUGGCAUAUUCUUGAUAGGAAGCAAAAAUGCUGGAAAAACUUCAAUGGUUCUAAGAUUUCUUGACAGAGAUGAGGUACCUAAACCAACAACUGCUUUGGAUUAUACUUUUGGGAGAAAGGCAAAAGGUCAUAACAUUGCAAAAGAUGUUGGGCAUAUUUGGGAGCUUGGUGGCGGAACAUUCCUUUCAAAGCUGAUUGAUAUUCCAAUAAAUGUAGACUCUGUCAGAGGUUUGUCAAUUAUAAUCUUUCUGGAUCUGUCUCUACCUAAUGAGUUAUGGCACACCAUGGAGACCUUACUGAAUCAGGUUAAAAAGAGGGUACAUAAGGUAAUGGAUGAGCUUGCUGCCAAGAAUCCCAGUGCAGUCCAGAAAUUAAGAAAUGACGCAUGGGAAAAAUUCGGCACAGAUCAUCCGGACAAAUCGUUUGUUGAACCAUUUCCAAUCCCUCUGGCCAUUGUUGGUGGAAAGUAUGACAUAUAUCAGGACUUUGACCCAGAAAAGCGCAAGAUGAUAAGCCGUGCCUUGAGAUUUAUAGCUCAUUGUAAUGGGGCACACCUCCAGUUUUUCAGCACUAAAACAGAAGGGUUGGUUGGACGUAGCCGUGGGAUGAUAGGUCAUCUUCUGUUCCACACUUCUCUAGGCAAAGCUAUUGGUGUGGACCAUAACAAGCCUAUAAUAGUGUCUGCUGGUCAGGAUAGCCUUGCACAGAUUGGUGCUCCACCUGUCGCGAGUGAAGAUCUUGGACGUUUGCAAUCAAGGAACCCAUAUGACCUUUGGAAAGCAGCAUAUGCUACAUUCUUCCCACCAGAGAAAUCAAAGCAACACUCAGACAGAGAAGACCCAUCAAAAGAUCCACAGUAUUUUGAAGCAGCGGUGGAUGCCAUGAGAAAGCAGAAAGAUGAGGAGCUGGAUAGAUAUCGACGACAGGCAGAGCGGAAGGCGCGGGAAAUGUCACGUGACAAAUCCGGCAAGCGUGUGCGCUAGGAAGUGUACAGUAAACAUAUUGACAUGAAACAUAGAUAAGCACUUAAUUAAACUCUAAAUAACGGACAUACUUAUCACCGAAAAACAAGAAGAAAUCUAUUUCAGUGAAACUCCCAUAUAACGGACAAACUUGAGACCGAAAGACAAGCGUUAUAUUACAGUGGAACCUUUAUAUAACGGAUACCAUUGGAACCGAGAGAAUGUGUCCGCUUAACGGAGGCCCAAAAGUGGUUCGGUAUGGAAGUUUCACUGCACUUAAAUUUAGUACAUAAUGAUCAUCUCAAUAUUUGUUAACAGGAUGUAAUAUUAUUAUUCAUGGUUAUGGUGGGUAGUUCUUAUCCCACAAGGUUUAGUGUUUGGUAGGAUGCACAGCUCUUAAUACUACGACACAGGAAUGACCCAGUAAGGGAAUGAGACGGCUGACACAGCAAUGACCCAGUAAGGGAAUGAGACGGCUGACACAGCAAUGACCCAGUAAGGGAAUGAGACGGCUGACACAGCAGUGACCCAGUAAGGGAAUGAGACGGCUGACACAGCAAUGACCCAGUAAGAAAUGUGACCGCUGUUAUUGUUGGGGUAGAUCUUUUAUCCCGGAACCUGGUUUGUUAUAUUAGAAUAAGAGGUAGGAUUUUUGCUAAAAUAGGGGAAGUAUUUAUUAUCAGAUAUAAAAGAUGAUCGAUGAAGUAUGUUAAAGCGCGACCUUGGUCCUCUGCUUGAGUAAAAUCGCUAGAGUGAAAACACAUUUCCGGACUGAGAAUAUGAUUAUUUAACCGACUAUUAUUCAUUCAGGGGAGUACCAAGAGUGUCUUGGGGUUCCGGGGUCCUCAUUUUUUUAACCAAUAACAUACCCUGUUUUUCGCUAACCUAAAAAGUCCCCCCCCCCUAAUAAAAAACUUUACGCCCAGUUACGCCAGUGUCAUCAAGUUGCAUGCAUGCCUCUCUACAUACAAAACAUAUAACUGGUAAAUGUAAAAUAAAAUCGUCUUUCAAAGGUAAA
Nematostella vectensis (starlet sea anemone) is the source of this 2212-nucleotide messenger RNA. RefSeq names its product cytoplasmic dynein 2 light intermediate chain 1. Lineage: Eukaryota; Metazoa; Cnidaria; Anthozoa; Actiniaria; Edwardsiidae. The coding region runs from base 115 to 1215 and encodes 366 amino acids. The transcript has 17 exons. The record is from RefSeq and is a predicted model, not a curated record. Gene Ontology annotation, cellular component: axoneme; ciliary basal body; cytoplasmic dynein complex. Gene Ontology annotation, biological process: intraciliary retrograde transport; intraciliary transport involved in cilium assembly. Gene Ontology annotation, molecular function: dynein heavy chain binding.